AUGAAGUGCCUUUGCCUCCUCCUGGCUUCCGCGGCCCUGGUACACAGUUAUGCCAUCAAGGACAAUGAAAUCGAAACGACCCGGUUGAGAACUAGUGACGACCUCCUGGAUAGUGUUAUAAGUGAUUGUUUCGAAGCCAGCUCACCGAUGUCCUGUCUCAAAGUGAAAGUCCUGUCGUUCCUCGAUACUAAACUCGGCGUGAGCACGGAAUCAGCGAGAGCUUUGGAAGAGAAGAACAUCGAUAAAGUUAUCUUCGACAGAGUUGGAAGGAUCUUAAACACCAACGAGUUCAGAUUGCAACUGCCCGAGUUCCUCUUCCAGAGUGCAGAGGUCACCUACCGCGCUGACAGAGGAUUAGACGUCGAAUUCCCCGAAGGAAAUUCGGAAAAUGGCGAAGCUCGAGGCAUCUUGAAGAAGAAGCUCCUGCUGCCAGUCCUCCUCCUCUUGAAGCUGAAGUUGAAAGCGCUGAUGCCUAUUUUGGUGACUAUCGUUGGACUCAAGGCUGUGAAGGCCCUUAUUCUUAGCAAACUUGCUAUUACUUUGGUCCUUGGAUUCCUGAUCUACAACUUAGUGAUGAAGAAAGGAGGUAUGCCUAUGAUGAUGAUGACACCGACGGAAGCUCCUCCAGCGUCUCAAUAUGGCCCGCCUGCAUCUCAGUACGGACCUCCAUCCACGCCUGCCGCUCCACAAGACUCCUACAGUCCUCAAUGGGAGCCUGCCAGCUCCGGACCGUACUCCCGAGUUUGGGAUCCAUCUCAACUGGCCUAUAGCUCAUACUACCCGAGCGAUUCGAGCGCUUCGGCCGCCUCUAACCAGUCUCCUAGUUACUCGAGCGUUGCGUCGAUUUCAUCAUCUUCCUCGUCCUCCUCAUCCACCUACUAA
Messenger RNA from Parnassius mnemosyne (clouded apollo), 882 nucleotides. The record is from the annotation of a GenBank genome assembly. NCBI's taxonomy places the organism in Eukaryota, Metazoa, Arthropoda, Insecta, Lepidoptera, Papilionidae.